Molecule: messenger RNA, 2211 nt
Organism: Prunus armeniaca (apricot)
Lineage: Eukaryota; Viridiplantae; Streptophyta; Magnoliopsida; Rosales; Rosaceae
Source: the annotation of a GenBank genome assembly
AUGGCAAAUCUCGUCCCUGGUGUGCUUCUCAAACUUCUACAGCAUAUGAACACAGAUGUGAAAGUUGCUGGUGAGCACAGGUCCUCUCUAUUGCAAGUUGUGAGCAUUGUUCCAGCGCUUGCAGGCGGUGAGCUUUUCCCAAACCAAGGUUUCUACCUUAAGGUAUCAGAUUCCUCUCAUGCCACCUAUGUAUCUCUCCCUGAUGAACAUGAUGAUUUAAUUCUCAGUGAUAAGAUCCAACUGGGUCAGUUUAUUCAUGUGGACCGGCUCCAAGCCGCUACCCCUGUCCCCAUUCUCCAUGGGGUUAGGCCAGUACCAGGGAGACACCCUUGUGUGGGGAGCCCUGAAGACAUUGUUGCAACUGAUUCUCUUGGAUUUCUUAACAAUAAUUCGCGGUCAGGUUUGAAAACUGUAGAGAAAGUGAAACCUGAGUCUAAAGUAUUAGGAAAUGGUCAUGCUGGAGAAAGGGACAAACAUGGAAUAGUGAGAUCAAAUGGUAGUGCUAAGGAGGAGCAAUUGGAUAAGAAAAUAGGGUCUUUUGGUAGAUCAAAGUCUCAGCCAUCAAAACCAGCAUUAAAUGUUGAUGUGAAGAAGGAAUUGCCGAGAAUAAAGUCGUUGAAUUCACGGUCUAUCCCAUCAUCUCCCACAAGUUGUUAUUCGUUGCCAACUUCUUUUGAGAAAUUUGCAAAUGGGGUCAAGCAUCAUGCAAAAGUCAAGGGAACACCUAAGGUGGUGGGAGUUUUGGGAAAGGCAAGUUCUGCUCGUGGGGCUAGUCCUGGGAAGAGAUCAGUGGUGGGAAACCCGAUGAAGAAUUUUGUUCAGGGGUUUGAACUGGGAGCCAAGGCCCUGAGGAAGAGCUGGGAAGGAAAUAUGGAGGUGAAGAAUAGAGAGAGUUCAAAAUUGAGGGCUACCACACAUGAUCCGAAGCAAGAAGUUCGGAUGUCUGCUCCUAGAAAAAGUACAUCAAGUGAGAGGUUGCCAUCUAAAGAGGAGAAUAAGAUCCAGAUGUCUGCAAAGUCAUUGAAAGAAGAGAGUAAUGUUCAAAUGUCUACGAAGAAAGUUACUGCAAAUGGAACUUUGGGUGAUCAAGAUAGGUCAAAUAAACAAAGAGUUGUUGGAAAGAAAUCAACAGAUGCUAAUAAUGGAUUGCCUGCAAACUUGGUCAAGGUUUCUUUAAAUAAUAGAAAAUUGACAGAUGGAAGUUUUCCAUGGGCUUCACUCCCAUCAUCAGUUGCAAAGCUUGGAAAGGAAGUUUUGAGACACAGGGAUGCAGCACAAAUAGCAGCAAUAGAGGCGAUGCAGGAGGCCUCCGCUGCAGAGAGCUUGCUACGAUGUUUGAGCAUAUAUUCUGGGCUAACUACCUCUGCCAAGGAAGAUAACCCACAGCCUGCAGUGGAGCAGUUUUUAGCUCUCCAUGCUAGCUUGAAUAAUGCUCGUGUAGUUGCUGAUUCUCUAUCCAAAAUUAUACCAGCUGGUUCAUCCCCAGACCGUGAAGAAAGCCUAUCAGAAGAUGCACUAAAGAUAACAUCAGACAGACGGAAACAGGCAGCAUCUUGGGUGCAAGCUGCAUUAGCCACCAAUCUGUCAUCUUUUGCUGUAUUUAGUAAAGAGUCCAGUUCAACCUCUGUUCCAGCUUCAGCUUCCUCUCAAAAUCGAAAGAUUGUCUCUGCAAUUCAACCCAUGUUAGUUCUAGAAAAUUCUAUGAAGAAUACUUCAACAAAAUCCCAAGUCAAAGUUCGCCAGACAGUUGGUUCCAAGCUUCCAACACCAGGAACUCCUCGCCGACUAGGGGAUGGAUCAGCAAUCAGCCAAAAGCCACAGGCACAACCUCUACCCGAAUGGAAUAGAGGAAACGGCCUUGAUGAGGCUGUUGACUUGGCUGAAAUGUUGCGACUGCAAUCACAAGAUUGGUUUUUGGGGUUUGUGGAGAGGUUCCUGGAUGCUGAUGUGGACACUUCAGCUCUGUCAGAUAAUGAUCAAAUCGCAGGAAUGCUAACACAGCUCAAGAGUGUGAAUGAUUGGUUGGAUGAUAUUGGUUCUAGUAAAGAUGAAGCAGAAACAAAUGCUGUUUCAGCUGAAACCAUCGAGAGGCUAAGGAAGAAGAUCUACGAGUAUCUUCUUACACAUGUUGAAUCUGCUGCGGCUGCACUUGGUGGUGGAUCACAGUCAUCACCACGAAUUCGAACAACAGAUACAAAAGUAAGAAAGUGA